Fusarium tjaetaba is the source of this 942-nucleotide messenger RNA. RefSeq names its product gnat family protein. Gene Ontology annotation, molecular function: acyltransferase activity, transferring groups other than amino-acyl groups. NCBI's taxonomy places the organism in Eukaryota, Fungi, Ascomycota, Sordariomycetes, Hypocreales, Nectriaceae. The transcript has 5 exons. The coding region runs from base 1 to 942 and encodes 313 amino acids. The record is from RefSeq and is a predicted model, not a curated record.
AUGGCGGAUUUUGUUAAGGUCUACACCGCGGUACCAGAGCAGCUCUUGGCUCUUUUGACUAAUCAACUGCCCUACUCGCUACCCCUCCUUCGACGUCUUCAGUUUACCAAGUUUGAAAAUGGCCUACGAGAGACAGCAAGAGUCAUUCUGGCAUCAGAAUCUCAAAUUGAGGAAGGGGUAGACUUUCCGAAAAGAUUCACUGCGGCCUAUAUCGACGUCGGCGGUGGCCCUGACACGCAAAUGUGGAUAUACUCGACCCUCGAGCAUCCUGAUGAUGCCGACACUAACGACACGGCUAUCUAUGAACACCAGCUUCAAAAGAUAAUCGAGAAGAGUGUCGUGAUAGCAAAAGAUUAUGGGCGUCCACUCGUCUAUGGCGAUGCUGUCUUGGUUGGAACAUUGCACGACUCAGUCCGAGAUCUACUCUCCAAGACAGGCCGAGUUCAGGCUCGUGAAACGGGGGCAUAUGACAAAUGGCUCUUCAAGUACGAGGAUCUACCAAAGGAAGAAAUAGCUUUACCCGAGGGCAUGCAUUGGGGAACGGCAACAGACGAUGACUGCCGAGUUGUCAUCUCCCGAACCAAUAUCCCGAGAACAGUACAAGUCCUUAGACGCAUGCCAAGCUUGGUAAUCAAGCUUGAUGACGGAACGCCUGUCUCCUGGGCUUUUCUGGGGUUCGAUGGCUCACUAAUCAGCCUCCACUGCGAGGAACCGUUUCGUCGACGUGGUCUUGCCAAGACGCUUGCUGCGAAGUUGUUUCGUGAAAAGUCUCUUGACUUUGCUGAUGACGGCUGGUGUUCUGCUGAUGUGGCGCCAGACAAUGAUGGAAGUCGAGGAAUGUGCAAGAGAUUGAAUGGAAACCCGACUUGGAGGGUUUCAUGGGUGUUGCUGUUUGUCGGAGAGAAGCCGCCCAGUGAAACCAAUGGUGCCAAGAACGCGUAA